Molecule: messenger RNA, 1140 nt
Organism: Talaromyces atroroseus
Lineage: Eukaryota; Fungi; Ascomycota; Eurotiomycetes; Eurotiales; Trichocomaceae
Exons: 3
Coding region: 1-1140 (379 amino acids)
Biological process (GO): lipid metabolic process
Molecular function (GO): phosphoric diester hydrolase activity
Source: RefSeq, a predicted model, not a curated record
AUGCUUUCACUGAGCCUAUUUGCAUUUCUCUUCUCAUGCGCCUCUGCUUCAGCGUCAGAGAUUAUGCGUCGAAACACUACUGCUUGCAACAACUCUCCUAGCCUGUGCAGCUUAUCGUACGGAGAGAUUACUCACCUGGGAGCUCAUGACAGCCCUUUUGUGCGAGACGCGAGCACUGACUAUUCGGACUUCGGGAACCAAUACUACAACACUACCGUUCAGCUCUCUGCGGGUGUACGACUGGUGACUGGCCAGGUUCAUAAGAGCGACAAUGAAUGGCAUCUUUGUCACUCGGAUUGCACAUACCUCGAUGCUGGAACUCUAGAGUCCUGGUUGAGCGAAAUCAAAGCGUGGUUAGAUGACAACCCCAACGACGUGGUCACCGUCCUAUUAGUAAACUCAGAUGAUGCUACAGACUCCGAGCUUGGUGCCGUUUUCGAGUCCGCAAAUAUCACGGAUUACGCUUAUACGCCAUCUUCAACGAGUGCCAUUUCAUCAUGGCCCACCUUGCAAGAACUCAUCGACGACGGCACACGUUUAAUGACAUUUAUCGCAUCUCUGUCCUCGAACAGCAACGCUGCAUACCUCAUGGAUGAAUUCGCAUACAUUUGGGAGAAUCCCUACGAUGUCACGUCCGCGUCCAACUUUUCCUGUCUCCCAGAUCGUCCAUCAACUGUAUCUGGAGACACAGCCGCAGCCCUAUCCUCAAACCGCCUACCUUUCAUGAACCAUUUCCUCGACCAGGACAUCGGCCUCGGAAUCCAGGAACCCGACGUGAGUGCCAUCGACACCACAAACGGACAAAACGGUACAGGGAACUUGCUCACAUCCGCCGAUACAUGCAAAUCGGCGUACUCUGGUCGCCAACCCACCUUCAUUCUCGUCGAUUUCUUCGAUAAGGGCCCGGCAAUCGACGUAGUGGACAAAUUGAACAACGUCACCGACGCAACUGGCCGAGUAGCUGUCCCCGAUACCAACAAAGAGGAUGACAGCGGCAGUACCACCACCAGUAGUGGGACAUACGUGGGCUUGACCGAACUCGUGGAUGAUGUGAAAAGCGGUGCUAACCCGAGCGUAGGCAACUGGAUCUGGGUCGGCGGCGACUGGGGUAGCAUCCUCGGGGGCGGCAUCACCUUUUAG